AUGUUUUUAUUUACAAUAGAUUUUUAUAAAAAUGGCUUAAUCUUAGCGCCAUUCCUUUUUAUUAUUUUCAUUGUGGUGAAACGAAAAUUGAAGAUAGAGCUUAACAAUGUGAUAAAAAUCGAAUCGGAGGAGACCUGUAUACCGGAAAUAAUAUACUUUGGAAGUAUGCCUCUUGAGGAUAAGUUAAAAAAACUAAUCGACGAACUUAAUAAAAUUAAAAAAUUUAUACCACUCGAAGAAACGUUAAAUAGUUUACAAAAAUGUUUGACGGACACACAACAACUAAAACACAAAAUCAAUAAAACUUAUCAGGUUGAACAAGUAGAACUAAAUAACGCGAUCUUAUGGCUAGAAAAAUCAAUUACUACUCGUGGUAAAUAUAAACCAAUACCUCGCGAUGAACACAAACUUGAAAAUCACGAUAUUAAUGACGUAAAGGAAGAAAUUAAACGAUUAAUUACAAUGAAAGCGUCCAAAAAUGUAUUAAGAGAUACUGCAGCAAAUUCUGCGGACAUCAAUAAUAGUGCAGACGUCGACGACAAUGAAAGUAACAUGACAGAUACAGAUAGCAUAACACCCCAAAUUUCAAAAGCAAUCGAAACGGAAAUAAUUAAAAUUCCGGACAUAAAAUUAGAAAACAUAUUAGAGAUCAGGCACAUGUUUAAUCGAUUUUUGCCUGUGAUAAAAAUGUGGUCCCUAAAACUGUUUGAUGAUAUGUCGGAGAUGAUUAAAAUGGUAUACGUAAUAUUAAUGGUUAUAUAUUGUUCCAUAUUCAACCAGGACAAUUGGAAAAAUACAAUAAACCCAACAGUAUCCAGACUGCCAAAUAAAUUGAUCUCCAUCCAGACAAAAGUUGACAACAAUGACGGCGUAACGUCUAUAAAUUUAGAAUUAUUUCCGAAAACACCGGAAACGAUUAUUAUUGUUAUGGUCAAGUAUUGCUAA
Molecule: messenger RNA, 945 nt
Organism: Rhopalosiphum maidis (corn leaf aphid)
Lineage: Eukaryota; Metazoa; Arthropoda; Insecta; Hemiptera; Aphididae
Exons: 2
Coding region: 1-945 (314 amino acids)
Source: RefSeq, a predicted model, not a curated record